AUGGCUCCCUCUAACGAGCUCCCCCCUGUCCGAGCAUGUAUCUUUGACAUGGACGGGCUCCUGAUCGACUCCGAGGACGCCUACACGCUCGUGACCAACACGAUCCUCCGCGAAAACGGCCGACCCGAUAUUCCCUGGCACAUCAAGGCGCAACUGCAAGGCCGCCCUGGCCCGGCCGCGGGGAAGAUCUUUCACGAAUGGGCGCAGCUACCAAUCACGCGCGACGAGUUCAUGAAGAGACAGGUAGAACUACAGGCCGAGGCGUUCAAGAACUGCAAACCGCUCCCGGGCGUGGAGAACCUGUUGCGGCGGUUGCAGAAUGCGCACACGACGUCGCAUGGCGCCGCGAGCCCCGCGGCUGGAGGUAACAAGAUCCAGCUGGCGCUGGCGACGAGUUCACACUCGAGAAACUACGAGAUCAAGACGAAGAAGCUGAGGGACCUUUUCGACGUGUUCCCGGAGCGACACAAGAUUUUGGGCGACGAUCACCGCAUACCCAAGGGCCGCGGCAAGCCUCUGCCGGACAUCUACUUGCUCGCGCUCCAGGCCAUCAACGAGACGAUCAUGACGGAAGGGCAGGGCGAGAGACCUAUCGAGCCGCGCGAGUGUCUCGUGUUUGAAGACAGCGUGCCGGGCGCAGAGGCAGGGAGACGGGCGGGGAUGCGCGUGGUCUGGUGUCCACAUCCAGGUCUGCGCGAGGUGUACUCUGGUAGGGAAGAGGAGGUGCUUGCGGGACGAACAGGCGAGCACAAGGAAGACGAUCUGGAUCACACCCAGGGCAUACCGCUGGCAGGGAGCCCUGGACAUGUUGGAGAGAUUGGCGACGGGUGGGCAGAGAUGUUGGAGUCUUUGGAGGACUUCGACUUUCUCAAAUACGGCAUCAGCUUAUCCGAUUCUCGAUAUACCUCUGAAAACGGUCAGCCUGCCCUGGAUGGGACGACGGAUAAAGAGCUGGAAGAAAUGACUGCCCUUGCGGACGGAAAGAGACACGCAAAGGAAGAACCGUCUCCGGUAAAGACACCAGUUCCUCAUUUGACGUGA
This is a messenger RNA of Exophiala spinifera, 1041 nucleotides long. RefSeq lists its product as uncharacterized. The record is from RefSeq and is a predicted model, not a curated record. Gene Ontology annotation, molecular function: phosphatase activity. The transcript is spliced from 2 exons. The coding region runs from base 1 to 1041 and encodes 346 amino acids. NCBI's taxonomy places the organism in Eukaryota, Fungi, Ascomycota, Eurotiomycetes, Chaetothyriales, Herpotrichiellaceae.